Molecule: messenger RNA, 1555 nt
Organism: Cannabis sativa
Lineage: Eukaryota; Viridiplantae; Streptophyta; Magnoliopsida; Rosales; Cannabaceae
Product: EID1-like F-box protein 3
Exons: 1
Coding region: 362-1342 (326 amino acids)
Source: RefSeq, a predicted model, not a curated record
UAUUUCGGCCCACAAAAAUUAGAUAUUUUCGUAACAUAGCAUAGUAUCCCAACACGUGGCGCCGUUUGCCCAAUUUUAAUAAUCCAACCGCUGAUGUUAUAUGAGACAUUUCGAUUGUCUCUUACGGCAUUUUGAUUCAAUUAUAGGUCUACUUAACCAAUCAGAAACUGACACGUACUUGUUCCUUGGCAUCUUUAAGGCAGAUAUUCAGACAAUAAACGCUACGUGUCAAUCGCUGUGGUCUCCACUGUAGGCGCCGUUUUAUAAUAUAAUCUCAUUUACUCUUCUUCUUCUUCUUCCAGUUCAGAGACGAGCUUUUACCAAACACUUUCUUGAUUCUUGUAAUUGAAAAAACCCAUCAAUGAGUGCAAACCAGAGGUUGAGACCGAACUCGCUGAGUCAGGGUUCGGAUUCAUCGUGUGACUCGGGGAUACUCAACGAGCGAAUACUCGUGUUGGUUUUCGAAUCGAUUAAGUGGGAUAUUCAAACGAUCUGUUCAGCUGCGUCUGUGAAUCGGAAACUCAGAGCAUUGGCGGAGCGAUAUCUAUGGCGGGAGCUGUGUGUGUAUCGCGCUCCGCGCAUGGUAGCGACAUUGACGAACGGUGCGCCGGCUACGCGCAUGGGCGGGGGUUGGAAUACACUCGCGAAGCUCAUGUUCUUUUGCUGUGGGUGCGAGUCGUCUCGGCAAUUCCGAGUGAGCAAAUCGUCUCCGGGUCACUUCGUGAAGGCUUCCCGGUUCUCGAAAACGUCGGGGCGCAGUUUCUUGGUGAAGGAUUGCCGGAGCGAUUUACUGUUCGUGAGCGACCCUUGUGAGCAUCCGAUGGGGGAGAAGGAGGACGAUUUGGGGAUCUACAGAGGGGUAUUUCAGGGAUUCUUGAGAUCGAAGACGAGGGCGUGCUUGCUCAGGCGACAAGUGGCGCUCGAGGAGAGGGUUCGCUGUCCUUACUGUGGGUCCCGCGUGUGGAGCAUGAAGACAGCUCGGCUCAUCCCCAAGAGCGCCUCUCGCCGGCUUGGCUCGCACGAUGAUGGGUUAGAGUAUUUCGUCUGCAUUAACGGUCACCUCCAUGGAGCUUGCUGGCUGGUACCGUUAUCUGACGACGACGAAGAGGAUGAUAACGACAACGAAUUAGACAAAAACGACGACGAUGGCGAUUGUGGAGUUCAAGGACAAGAUGAGGCGACGCAGGGAUCACUUAAUCAUUGCGAUGAUGAUGAUCGGACGGUGGGAUAUGGGAAAGUGGUUUCCACGCGAGGCCGAGAGGAAGGUCUUCGGGAUGAGUGGGCUUCACAAAUUGAUAUUGGUUGUCUUCCCCGAGCUUCUGUCCUCCCGUUGACUCGUUGACCACGGUGUUUGGAAACAUAACGAUUUUUGUGCUGAUGUCAGAAAUUUUGAACGAUUUCUUUACGUGAGCUAGUAUAUAGUUUUUGCUCUUUUUAGUUUUGAUCUCUGUAUCUGUACAAAUAUAUUUUUCAGUUUCAGUGUCAAACUGUGUCGUUUCAGUUCGUUAAUGAUUACUAUAGUAUGAUAUCAAAUUACAUGUUUUGGUUUUUUAUU